AUGAAAUUGGACCAGAAAGGCAAAGUCCUUGCUGAAUACAUUUGGAUUGACGGAUUCAACGGCCUUCGAAAUAAGACAAAGACUCUUAGCGAAGCCCCCAAGAGCGUCGACGAUCUUCCCGAAUGGAACUUUGACGGUUCAUCCACCGGCCAGGCUCCGGGCGACAAUUCUGAUGUCUACAUCCGGCCCGUGGCCAUGUACCCCGACCCAAUCCGUCUAGGCGAGAACGUCUUGGUUAUGUGCGAGACCUGGGACCCCGAUGGAACGCCCAACAAGUUCAACUAUCGCCACGAGGCUUUCCGAUUAAUGGAGGCCAACGCCGCGCACAAGGUGUGGUUCGGGUUGGAGCAAGAAUACACUCUCUUGGCCGCCGACGGUUGGCCGUAUGGCUGGCCCAAGGGUGGCUUCCCAGGUCCCCAGGGACCGUACUACUGCGGUGUUGGCACUGGCCGUGUCUACUGCCGUGAUAUCGUCGAGGCACACCACAAGGCCUGCAUGUAUGCCGGUAUCAACAUUUCGGGGACCAACGCCGAGGUGAUGCCCGCUCAAUGGGAAUACCAGGUUGGUCCCUGCGAGGGUAUUGAUUUGGGUGACCAACUCUGGGUUUCACGAUGGCUUCUCCACCGUAUCGCCGAAGAAUUUGGCGCCAAAGUCUCAUUUCAACCCAAGCCUAUCCCGGGUGACUGGAAUGGAGCUGGCCUCCACACCAAUGUGUCGUCCAAGGAGAUGCGAGAAGAGGGUGGCAUGAAAUACAUCGAGGAGGCCAUGAAGAAGUUGGAGAAGCGCCACGUCGAGCAUAUCAAGGUCUACGGCGAAGACAACCACCUGCGUAUGACCGGUGCCCACGAGACAUCAAGUAUUGAUAAGUUCACCUGGGGUGUUGCCGACCGAGGGUCAUCUGUCCGCAUUCCCCGAGCCUGUGCCCGAGAAGGCAAGGGUUACUUUGAGGACCGACGACCAGCAUCCAAUGCUGACCCAUACCAGGUCACUGGAAUGAUUGUUGAGACGUUAUACGGAAGUCUGCCAGAGGAGAAGAAGUAA
Fonsecaea pedrosoi CBS 271.37 is the source of this 1041-nucleotide messenger RNA. Its product is annotated as glutamine synthetase. The record is from RefSeq and is a predicted model, not a curated record. Lineage: Eukaryota; Fungi; Ascomycota; Eurotiomycetes; Chaetothyriales; Herpotrichiellaceae. Gene Ontology annotation, cellular component: cytoplasm. Bases 1 to 1041 code for a protein of 346 amino acids. Gene Ontology annotation, molecular function: glutamine synthetase activity. The transcript is spliced from 4 exons.